Molecule: messenger RNA, 1597 nt
Organism: Gymnodraco acuticeps
Lineage: Eukaryota; Metazoa; Chordata; Actinopteri; Perciformes; Bathydraconidae
Gene: gnat1
Product: guanine nucleotide binding protein (G protein), alpha transducing activity polypeptide 1
Exons: 9
Coding region: 1-1053 (350 amino acids)
Biological process (GO): adenylate cyclase-modulating G protein-coupled receptor signaling pathway
Cellular component (GO): heterotrimeric G-protein complex
Molecular function (GO): G protein-coupled receptor binding; G-protein beta/gamma-subunit complex binding; GTPase activity
Source: RefSeq, a predicted model, not a curated record
AUGGGGGCUGGAGCGAGCGCCGAGGAUAAACACUCCAGGGAGCUGGAGAAGAAGCUGAAGGAGGAUGCCGACAUGGAUGCGAGAACUGUCAAGCUGCUACUGCUAGGUGCUGGAGAAUCAGGCAAAAGCACUAUCGUCAAACAGAUGAAAAUUAUCCACAAAGACGGCUACUCACUUGAAGAAUGCAUGGAGUUCAUUGUCAUCAUCUACAGCAACACCCUGCAGUCUAUGAUGGCCAUUGUGAAGGCCAUGGGCACAUUCAAUAUUAGCUAUGGCCACUCUGAUCAGCAGGAUGAUGCCAGGAAACUCAUGCAUCUUGCAGACACCAUUGAGGAAGGCUCCAUGCCCAAAGAGUUAGCGGACAUUAUUAUUCGCCUAUGGAACGACUCUGGCAUACAAGUGUGCUUCGAACGAGCCUCAGAGUAUCAGCUUAACGACUCCGCUGGAUACUACCUGAAUGACUUGGAGCGCCUGGUCCAACCAGGCUACGUGCCCACUGAGCAGGAUGUGCUGCGAUCAAGAGUGAAGACCACUGGUAUCAUCGAGACCACGUUUUCCUUCAAAGAUCUGCAUUUCAGAAUGUUUGAUGUGGGGGGCCAGAGGUCAGAGAGGAAGAAAUGGAUCCACUGUUUUGAGGGUGUGACCUGUAUCAUCUUCAUUGGUGCUUUAAGCGCCUUUGAUAUGGUCCUGGUGGAGGAUGAUGAAGUGAAUCGAAUGCACGAGAGUCUGCAUUUGUUCAACAGUAUCUGCAACCACCGCUAUUUUAUCGCAACCUCCAUUGUACUCUUCCUCAACAAGAAAGACGUGUUCGUUGAGAAGAUCAAGAAAGCUCAUCUCAGCAUGUGCUUCCCUGAAUACGAUGGCCCCAAUACUUAUGAGGAUGCUGGUUUAUACAUCAAAAUGCAGUUUUUGGACCUGAACCUGCGGAAAGACAUAAAAGAAAUCUACUCUCACAUGACCUGUGCCACAGACACAGAGAACGUCAAGUUUGUGUUUGACGCCGUGACCGACAUCAUCAUCAAAGAAAACCUGAAAGAUUGUGGUCUCUUCUAAAAGCCAGGCUGAGAAACACAAUGAAGGGUGAUGCAGCCCUGUCACAUUCCACAAAUCCCCUAUGCAUUCAAACUGAAGACUGAAAAUGAAAACUGUUCUCUAUAUCCAUCAAACACACAAACAAAUCAAUUCACUGUGUUCAAAACUAAGUUGUAGCUUUGACCAACGACUGAGACGAGAAGACAGCUCUUCAGUCAGAAAAUCAUGUGCAGAUUUCAGAUGAGUUACAUUUUUCUUUCUGUAUUUUGACUUUUCUCCUGAAUCUCUUGAGAUUGUCUAUUCAAUAUUUUGUUAAGAAAUCAAAAGCGUAUUGUUCUGCAUAAAAUGAAGGAUGUAAACAAAAAAAUGCUGUCAGUCCAAUGCACCUGUGUUGCAAUACCUGGUCAGAAAACAGACAGAAAGCCCCUCCAGAUGCAGAUCUUUCCAAAACUAGUGGCUUUUAUGUACAGGAACUCUGCAGCACAAUCUGAGACACAGUUCAAACAGGUUAACAUUUUUAUUUUUUAAGUUAAGAGUUAGAUCAUAUGAUAUUGAAAUAGUUGGA